This is a messenger RNA of Penicillium odoratum, 1341 nucleotides long. RefSeq lists its product as uncharacterized. Bases 1 to 1341 code for a protein of 446 amino acids. Lineage: Eukaryota; Fungi; Ascomycota; Eurotiomycetes; Eurotiales; Aspergillaceae. The record is from RefSeq and is a predicted model, not a curated record. The transcript has a single exon.
AUGAUUUUAACUGAUAUAUCGUCCGGGCACGCGCGCCUAGUCUUGAGAAUUUACUUUUUGAUAUUUGUCAGCCUAAUUGCCUGGCUAGCGGAUGGUGUUCUGCAGUCAAGAGCCAAGCUUAACAUCAUUAAACAUGGCAGCGUGCGCGCCCAUACGGUCAUGGGCUGGUUGCAGGGUUUUGAUCUGGUGAAAUUCGUGUGGGUUCUUCGCCAGUUUCCUGGCGGCGUACUGGGAUACAGUGUGAUGGUGAUCUUGUUUGCGUUGUCAAAUAUCACUGAUCUUCUGACUGCGAAUUUUGUGGUCCAAGUUCCAGUGAGAUCUCGGUGUCUGUUUGGGGAGGGAUUGGUUCUCAACACCACUGGACCUUUUCUUGCGGUCGCACCCCCGUCAAAUGGGAUGCCGUAUAUCGUCGCCCACAAUUCACAGUACUUCAGUGUCAAUAACAACUGUUCUAUUGGAAUAUAUGCGAAGGUCAACCAGGACGUGGAUUUCUGCCCUGACACAGAAGACAUUUUUGGGAGCUGGACCUGCUCCACUGAAGGCACUCGCACAUAUAGUGCCUCUUACGACAGGGGAUUGGUAACCGACGACCUCAUCGAGCAGGGAUUACUGUACUCCAACAGAGCGGGCGAGUACUCUGGCUUCGGGGACGGCUACUACAAUCAUUUUGUGAUUUGGAGUAGUUCUACUGGUGACGCCACUGACAGUACGGAUACCUGGGAUGUGCGCGCAGCUAUACAGACCAACGCCUCCCCAUAUGAUGACAAUGUCACCAUGCUCCCCCUGUCCUGCAGCAUGAAUGCUCCUUCUGCAGAGACAAUCCUCGCAGAGAUGAAUGCUACAGCUUCCCUUGAAACCUGGGCAGCUACCUUCCAAGGUUUGAUGUACUACGGCACCGGCACGACAUCCAUCUCCGACCCAACGACUGAGUUAGCGAUACUCCUCAACACAAUGACAAUGGUGCAGGGAGGUGAUAACAUCCUUCUUUCCGUGCCGGCGCCGGAUGCAGAUCAGACACAAGGGUGCAUUAUCGCUGGGACUGAUGUACCCCUUGUCAUAGAGGCGCUUGUGUUGCUUGUUGGAGGCUUGUUCGUCGGAUUAGUUUUGUUGUCAAUCAUAUAUGCUUUGAGAAUACGUUUCACACGUGGCGGACUAAAGGAGGCGCUGGAAGCCCUGCCUGAUGGGGUCAUUGGAUGGGCAGUCAAAGCUGCUCAGGAGCACCGCGAUAAUAGCGAACCGGAUCCGGGAAAUCAUGCAACUGUGGAAGGCCGAGAGAUUAAGAAUUGGCUCAUUGGGCAUGAGGGCGGGGAAGGCAGGCUCAGGUUGAUUCAGCCUUGUUGA